GUUGCUGCCGCCAGCAGUGGAAUGAUUUGGUUGUAACCACUUCCUCAUACCCAUCCAGGACCUACGUAACAUGGAUCCAGAGGAUUGCUCAUCCCUCUUGGCACCCACUGCUGAGCAGUUGGCAGCAGUGAAGGUUUUUCCGUUGAUAAUUUCCCUGAAAAGCGACAUUUUGAAACAAUUGGACGCUGCACUGAGCUGGGAUCAAUUAACGGCCUCUGAUAUCAACUUUGCUGUCGUUCGACCUAUCGUUUUCAAAUAUUCCAAGCUACAAAAUAUGGCUGUCGUAUAUGCGUGUCUGGUUGUCCGGUCGUACUUCUUGAACGAAGCCGAAGAAGAUCUGGCUUAUUCUGGCCUUAUGCAAUCCCGUGCCAUGUUCUGUGAAAUCCUGGCCAUAAAACUUCUCAACAACUUUGCUAACAAUUACAUUCAAUUGGUUGCGGUCCUCACCACCACUUGGAACCCUCUUGCCGGGGCUCCUUCAGACAUCGUCGACGAAGUUCGGCAAGUCCUAGGUGGAGAUGAUGAUGAUCUUAACUCCCCGCAAAGUGCUCUCGAGAUGGCGAUAUCGUCCGAAUCCAAGCAUUUCCUUUCUUGUCCUGUCUCACAGAAGGUCGUUAACGACAUCUAUUCUGGACGCGUCGUAUUCUCGACUGCUGCCCACAGAUCUGUCUUAGCUGACAACUACAAAUCGCGCGCAAUCGAGGUAUACGAUUGCCGUAAGGCACCAUUCCUGGAUCAUUAUCGGCUUCGUGUCCCACGCUAUGGGAGUAUACUAGAGUUUCUGAAUUUUGCCGUUCUCUUGUGCACCUUUAUUCUCUGCCUUACCUAUCAGGACUUGAACGUGGUCACUGGCUGGGAGAUUGCAUUUUGUGUAUGUGCCGCUGCCUUUGUUCUAGAAGAAUAUACUGCCGCGACAGAACAUGGAUGGAGUAUCUACAUUGCCAACACGUGGAACGCAUUCGAUUUUUCCUUCAUUCUGAUCUUCCUUAUCUAUCUCGGCCUAAGGAUUCGAGGGAUUGCUCAGGGAAACCCUGACUACUCCGAUACGGCAUUCGACGUGCUUGCAUGUGGAGCAUGCAUACUGAUUCCCCGGUUGGCGUUCUUUGCAGUUUCUAACAAUGUCGUUGUCCUAUCUCUGCGAGAAAUGAUAUCACAGUUCGUCUUCUUCAUCGGAAUUGCAGCAAUCUGUUUCUCCGGCCUGUUGUUCACGCUUUGGAGACUUGGAAAUGGAACUUGGUCAGUCAAAAGAAUCGCUUGGCUCAUGGUACAGAUAUGGUUCGGUAACACGUACUUGAGCUUUGGUCAGGCUGAGAGCUUCCAUCCAUUGUUCGGACCGAUCCUUAUGACAAGCUUUGCGGCACUGUCGAACACUCUCCUAUUGACAAUUCUCAUUUCGAUCUUGUCCAAUACCGUGGCAAGAAUUGAUGCAAAUGCCACACAGGAGUACCUAUUCCAAUAUGCGAUAUCUACUAUUGAAGGCGUCCAAUCCGAUGCUCUCUUUUCUUAUCAGCCUCCUUUCAACAUUCUCGCCUUCAUCAUCCUCAAACCGGCCAGCUGGUUCCUCAGCCCCCGCGCUCUUCACACCACCAAUGUCUUCCUCACCAGAGUCACCAGCUUUCCCAUCCUUGUCGUCAUAGGUGUCUACGAACGAUACUUCGCUUCAGGGCAGCGCUUUCGUGAAUCGGGUAAAGGUGCUGCGCAAACAUUAUUCAGCAGUCUUCCCCGUCACAUCAAGAACAUGCCCAUUGUCGAAGCUAUCGUCGGGUCCACAUCGAAUGACUUGUACGAAGCUAUCUUUGAGGUUGACGCGGAGCGCGAUUUGCAUUUGUUCGAUGAAGAGGAGGAGGAGCUACCUCACCUGCGAUCAGUGCAUUCACAGGAGAAUUUACUUUCGGAUGCUGAAAGUAGGAAGAGGCGUCAGUCGAGUGUAAGGCGGCCCCCAAGCGCGAUGUCGGGUCCGAAGAGACUAUCACCUCAGAGUUCGCCCCGGACGCCCAGGGCCAGGAAUCUAGAUCUCCUCUCGGCUGAAGUGCAGUCUUCUCUGGGCUCAUUGAACCCAUUGCAGCAACUGUUCGGUCGGCCUUCUGAUAGUCCUCAAGUGGAAGCAGCUGUGAAGAAGGUGGAGGCUUUAGUGGAUGACCUGCGCAAUCUGCCUGUUCAUAAAUUGAGCGAUGAGAUGAGGGAACUACAGGAACGCCAAGCGAGGAUCGAGAGCUUACUGCUGAUGCUCACCAGAGGCAUGAGAAACGAAACAGCGAGCACGGUGUCAUGAACUUCUUAACGAUGGAUAAUAUCUGGACUAUUCGACUGCAUCUGCUUUGGACAUCUAUCUACUUACAGACGGUUUUGAUCAUACAUGAUACCCUAACGUCCGACUGACCUUACGCUACUUGUUGGCUAUCAGCACGUUGUUCCCAUUGUCUUGUUUUGAAAGUCAAGUGCUCACUUCCAACAUUACCUUGGCCCAGAAAAGAGAUGUGGUAGUAUAUACUAGGACAUUACGAUCGGAAUUUAUACCUUAAAACUGCAUCCUGUACUUCGCGCUCCCUUGGAAUGCUGCUAAACCGCUGACUGUAUAGGAAUUAUGAUAAAAUAGGACUCGAUAGGAUCCGCCUGCUGUUAUAGAACGUCAGUGUCGACUAUGC
Messenger RNA from Guyanagaster necrorhizus, 2645 nucleotides. Its product is annotated as receptor-activated Ca2+-permeable cation channel. The transcript is spliced from 16 exons. Bases 71 to 2272 code for a protein of 733 amino acids. NCBI's taxonomy places the organism in Eukaryota, Fungi, Basidiomycota, Agaricomycetes, Agaricales, Physalacriaceae. The record is from RefSeq and is a predicted model, not a curated record.